Molecule: messenger RNA, 6127 nt
Organism: Styela clava
Lineage: Eukaryota; Metazoa; Chordata; Ascidiacea; Stolidobranchia; Styelidae
Biological process (GO): protein localization to plasma membrane
Cellular component (GO): apical plasma membrane
Molecular function (GO): protein binding; protein-membrane adaptor activity
Source: RefSeq, a predicted model, not a curated record
UUUGAGAAAUUGGAUCCCAUUUAUCGCGAUAACCUUUCUGUUCAAUUUACUGCACACCGGGGUUGUAAAGGUGAGCGGAAGUUGUAUCCAAUGCGACAAUCGUUACUCUGGUCGACUUAGGUUUUGACUCAAACAACUGUCAGGAUAUUGACAUAUAUUUACAGUUCUGAAAUCAUGCAACUACGAUAGGCUCGCUAGCAUUAGAUAAUCCAUAUCCGAUGUUGAUUUUAACAACUGUUCACAAAUUUGAAAAAUGAAAGAAAUAAAGUACUCGUGGUAUGCAAGGAAUUGCUGUCCGAAUAUUGGUAAAAAGAGAAUUGGGAAGAUUCUUCGAACUCUCGUUAUUAUUAGCAAUAUACUAUAUUGGUUUGCGGGAUGCGCUAUUCUCAGCAUUUCAAUAUGGCUGCGAUUUGUGGACGUUGGAGCAAAACGAUAUUUUUCAACAUUUCAGCCAUUUGACACGGCUCUUUACGUAAUACUUGUGGCGUCCAUUUUAUUUCUGGUCGCAUCAUUUGUUGGAACUUGUGCCGCAAAUACAAAGAAUGAAAUGAUGAUUUCGUUGUAUAUCAUAGUAUUAUUCGUGGUUUCAGUGGCUGAAAUAAUAUCCUUGAUUGUUUAUUCUUCAAGUCAUCUUGAGAUAGAAGAAGAUUUCUCGAAAUGGUAUAAAAAUCAUUUUGAAAACUAUCAGAGUCAAGAUUUAGUUCACAAGGAAGUUGUAAACCAUGUACAGUCAAAGAUGAAAUGUUGUGGAAUGUCAGGACCUCGAGAUUUUCUAGUUGUAUUUGGAAAUGAAUCAAUUCCAAACAGUUGUGUAAUACAGAUCAAAAUAGCAGAAGACAUAUUUCGACCUGAAGUUUAUAAAACGGGUUGUAUGCAAAAAUUGAGCGAGUUAGUUGACUGGUUAUUGGAUGGUUGGUCGAUACCAUUCACUGCAACGAUUAUCCUCUUGUUACAAGUCGUUGGGAUAAUCACAAGUGGAAUGUUUCUUCAACAUAUAAUUUAUCGCAGAAAUUUCAAAUAUGAUGACGAUGACUCUGCAGGUUUAUUAAAUUCUGAACAGAACUUCUUAGAUCCGAAUCAUCCGUUGGCCAAGCAAUCUGGAAAGAUGUCCGUUGAUGAUCUACCAAGACCAAAACUUACUCGUUUGAUGAGAUCGCCCAUCGACGAAACAUUCGGCCUUGAUGUUCGAUAUGUUGACGAGAGACAAUGUUUUGUGGUAACCGAAGUAACAGAGGAUUCAAACGCUCAGUUUGCUGGAGUUACAGUUGGGAGCCAAGUAGUGGAGUUGAACGGAAUGCUGUUGCAAGGAGUUGAUCAAGACGAAGUUUAUGAAAAAAUGGAAAAUUCAUCUGAGGAAAUGUUCAUGCUGGCUAUUGACGAAGAAACAGAGAGUAUUUAUCGAGAACACAAAGUUUCAGUCAAUUUGAAAAAUGUAGAAGGAGUAACAGAUGGAAGAUGCGAAUAUAGACCGAGGUUAUGUAAAUUGACAAAGGGGCCUCAAGGAUUUGGAUUUCACUUACUUUACCUUGAAGAUAGAAAGGGAGAAUACAUUGAGGAAGUUGCUUCUGGGAGUCCAGCAUCUGAUGCAGGCUUGUGUAUCGGUGACCGAAUCGUUGAAGUUGGAGGAGUGAACAUAGAGAGAGAAAAAUCAAGCGAUGUUGUCAAACGAAUUCGUAUGAGCGGUGAUCAAAUUAGUUUAUUAGUUGUGGACCCAAAAACCGAUGGAUUCUACAGGAAGAAAGGUGUGACAUUAACCGCCUCUCUAACUGUCAACUAUUACGCUGGAAGAACAAUGUCGCCUCUGCCUCAACCUCGUGCAGAAAAACGUAAAAAUCCUCGAGAUGUGAAACCAAGAUAUUGUCGACUCCUCAAAUCAGAAGAUGAAGAUUUUGGACUUUACGUUGUUAUUGACAACAACAGAAUAGGACAGGUUAUUCGAUGGGUAGAUUGUGGAGGACCAGCAGACAGAGCUGGACUUCGUAUUGGUGAUCGUAUCAUAGAAGUGAACGGACAUUCAGUAGAAUACGAAUCUCAUCAACGUUUGAUAAGUUGCAUUUCUCUCAACAAAACUUUAUCACAAUUUAUUGUAGUCGACGAAGAAUACGAUCGUGCGUACAGAAGAAAUAAACCAAGACUCUGUCGUAUAUUCAAAGAAUCUGACUCUUUCGGAUUUUGUGUCUGUCAUGAGCAGAAUAAAGAUGGUCACUACAUCGAGGAAGUUGACGAAGGGGGGCCUGCAGAAAGAGCUGGACUCAAGGUCAACGAUAGAAUCAUUCAAAUCAACAGUUUGAACGUGGAGAAAGAUUCUCAUGAGAAUGUUUUGAAUAAAUUACGAUCAUGUGAAUCUGACGUUGUUUUAUUAGUCAUAGACUCACGAUCAAACAAGCACUACAAGAAGAUUGUGCAAUUCAAGUCACAGGGAAUGAAAGAUGUCGACUACGACAUGAUAGCAAUUCCAGAAGAACCGCUUUUCCUACGAGAUGAAGUUGACGACGAUGAUGAAUCAUUUGCAUCAGAUCGAAUAUCAAUCGCAUUGCUUGAUGAUCACAGUUCAAUGAAAGGUUCACUCAGUAGAAGCAGUGUGUCAGCUAGCAUGCUUGGUGAACUUAACGCUGGAGUUGUCAGUCGACAUGGUAUCAGAGAAUGCAUAGUUCGAAUGACCAAACAAGAAAAGAAGGGGUUUUCUACGUUGUUAGAUCGAGACAGGAAUGGUAUCGUUAUUCGGGACAUCAUAAAAGGAGGUCCAGGCGAUCGAGCAGGUAUGAAAGAAGGAGAUCGUAUUAUCACUGUCAAUAGUCAGAAAACAAGCACAUUAACUCAUGAGCAGGUAGUGGAGAGAAUGCUCCAAAGUGGACGAAAAAUUAUAUUGACAGUUGUCGAUGAAAAGUCGGAAGACGUCACAACAAAACAUCGUCCUUAUAUAUUCCGUAUGUUAAAAGAUGAAGGUGGAUAUGGAUUUUAUCUGUGGCAUGAUGACAAUGGACAUUACGUUGAAGAAGUUACAAUUGGAAGUCCGGCAGAUAAAUCCGGUAUGCGAUCGGGAGAUAGAAUUAUUGAAGUAAAUGGCGUUAACGUAGAGGAGGAGACACAUGAAGAAGUAUUUUAUAGAGUGAAAGCGAGUAUGAAUGUUGUGACACUUCUUGCCGUCGAUGAGAAGACGUUUAAAUUGUACAAGAAGAACAAGAUUCCAGUCAGUGUGUUGAAAGCCGAAAGCAACUUCUCAACAGAUACUACUGCAACCAAGAUGGCACCCAAAGCAACGAACACGAAAAACACAGAAACAGUUAGGAGAGAAAUUGAAUUGUACAGAGACGAAGGAGAAGACUUUGGAUUCAAUCUUGCAUUUUCCAAUUCCUUUAUCGGUGAUUCGAACUCUGGAUCUCACAUUGUUCAUUGGGUCGAAGAUGGAGGACCUGCGUUUCUGGCCGGGCUGCGAGAUGGCGACAGAAUCGUUGAGAUUGAAGGGAUCGACGUUACAAGUGAAGACCACGAUCAACUGAUCACAAGAAUCUAUCAAGUCGGGAAACAACUGAUCACAAUAACUAUUGAAUUUGAAGAAGAACAAAAUAGCUUUGUUCCUCACGACAUAAAAAUUAGAAAAGUCGACAAUAGUUAUGGAUUUCAUUUAUGGUUUGAUCAAAACGGCCACUACAUAGAAGAUGUUACAAUAGGAUCUGCAGCUGACAUUGCAGGAAUGAAAACAGGAGAUCGUGUCUUGAAGGUAAACGGACAAGGUAUUGAAGAGGAUACACAUGCAGAUGUUGUUAACCUGGUUCGAAUGAGCGGAGAAGAAGUUAUUCUUAAUGUUUACAGCGUCCAAGAUAACGAUGUGUGCGAUUCUGCUACUCCAACUGUUGUAACGAUAACAAAAGAAAGAGGGACAUUUGGCUUUACAUUAUCAGAAGAUGGCCAGGGUUUUCAUUUCGACUAUGUUUCAGAAGAUUCGGCAGCCGAUCUUUUUGGAAUAAGAAUUGGUGAUCGUCUAUUAGAAGUUAAUGGGAGACAUGUUGCAGACCUGAAGUUGGAUGGAGUCGUUAGUUUGAUUCGAUCGUCAGGUAGGACGGUCACCCUUUCUGUGAUGUCUUCAUCUAGAACGCAGGCAAAUGCACAAGAAAGCUUAAAAUCGGAUACAAUUUUAAAUCAAAUAUUUAACGAGUUGAGUGGAAAGGAUAAGAUUGAUUAUGUGGUAGAAAGACGAGGAUUUCAGCUGUACGGCAGGAAGAACGAAGCAACAGAAGACAAAGACAACAAUGGAUCGGCGGCAGAUGGAUUCGAUAAUCCCGUUUUUACACAAGAAAAUGAAGAAAGAAAUCAUUGCUCUGUUCCUAAAGAUUUAAUGACAAAAGACGUUAAGGGUCGAUUUUUGGAUGAGAAUUUACUACCACACGCAAUUUCUCAAGCGACUAUGAAACGAAGAAAACCGGGCAGAAAUAUAUACGCUCCACAGAGAAAAUUUUCCGAGAAAAAAUCGGGUAUAGAUCGCCGGAAAAGAAAUUUACAAGAUAUUGAACAGAAACUGGGUCAUACAUUGAAAAGGAACAGAUCGAAAAACGAAGAAGAGCGAGUUACGUACUUCAAGGAUCUGCAGCCCAGCCGGACUCCAAAGGAAAAACGUUUUCGACUUGUAACAUCGAAGUCUUCGUUUCGCGAGAAAUGGAAUUUUGAACAAGGAGAUUCGAGACAACCAACGAAACUGGAAAACGAGUUUCCAGACGACACGAUUCUUGAAUUACCCGAAGAACGAGAAUUGGAUUCCGAAAGCGUUCAUUCUAUGGAGAAUCCAAUUGAGUGUAUCGAUGAAGUGAGCUCAUAUUCAGACAGAGAAAGUCUAGAAUCAACAAAUAGUUUGGAUAUUCCCGAGCAUGAGCCAAUGGAUGAAGAAUGCCUGCCCGAGGAGAAAUCUAUUUCUAGUAAUGCGUCCUCAAAAAAUGGAAGCGCGUGUUAUGACGAAACAGUCGCGAGAAUGGAAGACGACAUUACGAAUAUAGAGUCGCAAAAUGCAACGCAUCCACAAAUAGAGGAAACCGUGACAGACGACGUCGAAGAGUUACAAAAUAAAGAUUCUAACUCAAAUAACAGUGGUUUGAAUAUUGUAAACGAAGGUAAUAGUGAAAACCAAAUGUCUACAAUCGGUGAGCCAGAUAAUAUUUCACAAAGUUCUAAAUUGGAAGAAUUAAAUAAUAAAGAGAACCAAUCCGCGCUAACGGAUUGUGAUAGGGAAGUCACUUUUGAAUCUAAUCAUGCAGAAAAUAGCGCGGUUGUUUCAGAAAAUGAAAAUUCACAAAACAAUGAAAAUUCAGAAAACAAAAAGAUCAAUACAGAGAUAAUGGUUUAAAGUUUACACCAUCAGGUUUUCUCAACUAGAAUCUUGUCCAUCUAUGCGAAAGUCUUAUAGUUGCAUUGCACAGUACCCCGCAAUAUCAAUAUUCCUAGAUUUUAGUGAGUUGAUAUUUCCUACUUCGUUUAUUUAUGUCUACACGUUUUUGCAAAAAAAAUAUAAAAAUAUUGCAUUAUCUGUUUCAAAUUCUCAAUGGGAGAGUGAGAAUACAGUGCGACAAAGUAGAAAUUUUACAAAAUAAAGCGAAAUGAAAAAAUGCCAAAGUGGGGUAGAGUAGUUAAAAGCUUCAACUGCGAUUCAACAAUUUUUUUCGCGACUCUCUCGCAUAUGUGUGAUUCAUAAAAGAGAACAUUUACUGGUUACAAAACAAACAAAUGGGUUUAUACAUUCAACAACACUGAUGAAUAUGCAGAAAAAAUAAUUCGCCAUUCUAUUUGAUUCAACAUAAAUUACAAAAUAAGCAAAAGGAAUGAUUAAACUCCCGAAAUUAAGGUAUAUGCAAUUUUUACGAGAAAUCUCUUAAUAAACCAACGAGCGGACGAGCUUCUUUUAAAAAUUCUAUGAGUUUUUAUUUGAUUGCUAUGUGAUACCACAUUGAAGUUCAGCCAUAAAUGAUAUUGAUAUAAGAUUUCUUUUUGUUAUACAACGUAAAUUUGCAUGCUCUGCCAUAAUAAACCAUCAGAAAGCAAAAUGUCGAGUUGCGUCAGCUUUAAUUGUUACUAUUUUCAUUGAUUAUUAUCGUACACAUGCAUAUUACCUCAUCCAAUAAACAAACAAUGCAACAAUUCA